Molecule: messenger RNA, 492 nt
Organism: Didymodactylos carnosus
Lineage: Eukaryota; Metazoa; Rotifera; Eurotatoria; Philodinida; Philodinidae
Source: the annotation of a GenBank genome assembly
AUGUCACCAUUAUCAAACUGGCUUCUUGGUCUCACAUUUGAACGACAGUAUGAUUCAAAUGGAGCUAAACCACAUAAUUUAACUGACUCACUUAUUUGUUUAAAUCGUUAUUGCGACAAACGAAUGUAUGCUGAUUUCCAGUUGGAGUGUCACCUUGUACUAUCAUAUAAUACAAUAGGUGCUGAUCAUAAUGAUACGCGUUUACUAUUAACGAAAAGAAAAUCUGAUAAACAAUCUACUUUAUAUCGUGACUAUUUAUUUUUAUUAAAACAUUGUGAUCAAUCACAUUAUUACGUUUUCACGAUUAAUCAUGAUCCGAAUGAACAAACUUUAUUGUCUAAUCGAUUAUUGUCAUACUCACCGAAUGAAAUUGUACCAGCAUAUGCCCAAUCAUGCAGUAAUGGUCAGCCCAAAAAGUUAAUUGAAGAUUUGAGUUUAAAGACAUGUCUAUUGGCAUUCGAUAUUGUAUUCGAGGGUCCUGAUGGUCUAUAG